This is a messenger RNA of Aureobasidium vineae, 969 nucleotides long. The record is from the annotation of a GenBank genome assembly. NCBI's taxonomy places the organism in Eukaryota, Fungi, Ascomycota, Dothideomycetes, Dothideales, Saccotheciaceae.
AUGGCAACUCCUCAAACAGUAAAAACGCGUAUCCUGAUAAUCAGCGACACACACUCCACACCCCUCGCACCUGCCUCAUCUUCCCAACCUUUCCGCCACCCUCUUCCCUCGGCAGAUGUCCUCAUCCAUUGUGGUGAUCUCACCAUGGAAGGCCUAACCUCCGAGUACCACAAAACUCUGGAUAUGCUUGCUGCCAUCGAUGCCCCAGUGAAAUUGAUCAUUGCGGGGAAUCAUGACAGAACGUUGGACAAGACUUGGAUGAAGAACCAUGAGAGAUCACUCCACGGAAAGAAAUGGGAGCAAGCAUAUGAGGAGGCUCGGGAGAUGUGGUUUGGAAAGGAGGGAAGGGCGAGGACAGAGGGAGUGACGAUGUUGGAGGAGGGAAUCCAGGAGGUUGAGCUUUACACGUCUUCCUAUCAACCCGAAUUCUACGACUGGGCGUUUCCUUACGAAAAAUACGAGGACCGCUACAACCCUGCAUCCCAAACCCUUUCUGACGCCAAAAACAUCGCCGUCAACUCAAUCCCCUCCUUCUCCAACCAAGAAUUGGAUAUCAUCUGUACGCAUGGUCCACCUUACAAGCGCGGAGACAUCACCGCACAUGGCAAUGUAGGAUGUCCGCAUCUGCUCAAAGCGGUGGCUAGAGCAAAGCCAUUGGUACACUGUUUCGGGCAUAUCCAUGAGGGAUGGGGUGCAGAGACCGUGACUUGGAAUGAUGCCUCAGAAGCCGAAGGAAAGCAAACGAUGGAGCAGUUCAAGGCACAAGGCUGGAAGAGGCACAUCAAAGAGGUUGAGAGAGUUGAAGUUGCAGAGAAGGAUGUAAAGAAGCAAAGAGCCGUGUUUGUGGAUGGAAACACGAUCAGAAGGGGCGAGCAGACACUUUUGGUUAAUGCGGCGAUUAUGGAUGUUGGGUAUAGUCCUGUCAAUGCGCCAUUUGUGGUGGACUUGGACCUGCCGACGAAGAGAUAA